This is a messenger RNA of Echinops telfairi (small Madagascar hedgehog), 10644 nucleotides long. RefSeq names its product ring finger and CCCH-type domains 1 (gene RC3H1). Gene Ontology annotation, molecular function: metal ion binding. Lineage: Eukaryota; Metazoa; Chordata; Mammalia; Afrosoricida; Tenrecidae. The coding region runs from base 137 to 3529 and encodes 1130 amino acids. The transcript is spliced from 19 exons. The record is from RefSeq and is a predicted model, not a curated record.
UUUAAAAAAAAGACAAACUUUUUUCAGAGAUUUUUGAUUCCAGUGGAAUCUUUGCUUUAGUUUUUUUCGUGUGUGUGUGUGUGUGUGUGUGUGUGUGUGUGUGUGUGUGUGUUAGUAAAUUGUAACUCCAGAAGCAAUGCCUGUACAAGCUCCACAAUGGACGGAUUUCCUCUCCUGCCCAAUUUGCACUCAGACUUUCGACGAAACUAUUCGAAAGCCCAUCAGUUUGGGCUGUGGCCAUACUGUCUGCAAGAUGUGCCUGAAUAAACUCCACCGCAAGGCUUGUCCAUUUGACCAGACCACUAUCAAUACAGACAUUGAGCUCCUUCCUGUGAACUCAGCAUUGCUGCAACUAGUAGGUGCUCAGGUCCUUGAGCAACAGCCCAUUACUUUGUGUAGUGGGGUUGAAGAUACAAAACAUUAUGAAGAAGCAAAAAAAUGUGUAGAAGAAUUAGCAUUGUACCUGAAACCACUCAGCAGUGCACGGGGAGUGGGUCUGAAUAGCACUACUCAGAGUGUUCUGAGUCGCCCAAUGCAGAGGAAGCUGGUGACUCUGGUUCACUGUCAACUAGUGGAAGAAGAAGGCAGGAUUCGUGCUAUGAGGGCAGCUCGAUCGUUGGGUGAACGAACAGUUACAGAGCUCAUUCUCCAGCACCAGAAUCCUCAGCAACUUUCUUCCAAUCUUUGGGCAGCAGUCAGGGCUCGAGGCUGCCAGUUCCUUGGACCAGCAAUGCAGGAAGAAGCUCUAAAGUUGGUUCUAUUGGCCUUAGAAGAUGGAUCUGCUUUGUCAAGAAAAGUUUUGGUUCUCUUUGUGGUGCAAAGGCUGGAGCCUCGCUUCCCUCAAGCUUCUAAAACUAGCAUUGGACACGUUGUCCAGCUCCUUUAUAGAGCCUCCUGUUUCAAGGUCACCAAACGUGAUGAAGACUCUUCUUUAAUGCAACUUAAAGAAGAAUUUAGAACCUAUGAGGCUCUCCGACGAGAACAUGACUCCCAGAUAGUGCAAAUUGCUAUGGAGGCUGGUUUAAGAAUUGCACCAGACCAGUGGUCCUCUUUGCUGUAUGGAGACCAGUCUCAUAAAUCUCAUAUGCAGUCAAUUAUUGACAAGUUGCAGACCCCAGCCUCUUUUGCACAAAGUGUUCAGGAACUAACGAUUGCUCUCCAGCGGACUGGAGACCCAGCAAACUUGAAUCGACUGAGACCCCAUUUGGAGCUCUUGGCAAACAUUGACCCUAGUCCAGAUGCUCCUCCUCCUACUUGGGAACAGCUAGAAAAUGGUCUGGUUGCUGUGCGUACAGUGGUGCAUGGACUGGUUGAUUAUAUUCAGAACCACAGCAAAAAGGGAGCAGAUCAACAGCAGCCUCCACAGCACAGCAAAUAUAAAACAUACAUGUGUCGAGACAUGAAGCAGAGAGGAGGAUGCCCUCGUGGAGCCAGCUGUACAUUUGCACAUUCACAGGAGGAGCUAGAAAAAUUUCGUAAAAUGAACAAGCGCUUAGUUCCCAGAAGGCCCUUGAGUGCCUCUUUGGGUCAACUUAAUGAGGUGGGCCUGCCUGCAGCUGCUAUCCUUCCAGAUGAAGGUGCAGUGGAUCUGCCCAGCAGAAAAGCGUCUGCUCUGCCAAAUGGAAUUGUAUCAGCAGGGACCACCGUCACACAGCUGAUUCCACGAGGGACAGACCCCAGCUACGAUUCUAGUUUAAAACCAGGAAAGAUAGAUCAUCUGAGCAGUAGUGCCCCUGGGUCCCCUCCUGACCUACUCGAAUCUGUCCCUAAGAGUAUUUCUGCCUUACCUGUGAAUCCACAUCCUGUACCUCCAAGGGGGCCAACAGACCUGCCUCCCAUGCCUGUCACCAAACCACUUCAGAUGGUGCCACGAGGUUCUCAGUUAUAUCCAGCCCAGCCUGCAGAUGUUUAUUAUCAGGAUCCUCGGGGAGCUGCUCCACCAUUUGAAACAGCACCUUAUCAGCAGGGUAUGUACUAUACUCCACCACCACAAUGUAUGUCCCGCUUUGUCCGGCCUCCACCAUCUGCUCCUGAAGCUGCACCUCCAUACUUGGAUCAUUAUCCACCCUACCUCCAAGAUCGUGUAGUAAACUCCCAGUAUGGAACACAGCCACAGCAGUAUCCGCCCAUGUACCCACCACACUAUGAUGGCCGUCGGGUAUAUCCUGCUCAGUCAUACACAAGAGAGGAGAUAUUCCGAGAAAGUCCUAUACCCAUUGAGAUUCCACCUGCAGCAGUACCACCCUAUGUUCCGGAAUCCAGAGAAAGAUGCCAGCAGAUAGAGGCUUACUAUCCAGUGGCUCCUCACCCAACUCAGAUCAGACCUCCAUACCUCAGAGAGCCUUAUAGUCGGCUUCCGCCUCCUCCCCAGCCCCACCCUAGUCUAGAUGAGCUACAUCGCCGAAGAAAAGAAAUAAUGGCCCAGCUGGAGGAAAGAAAGGUCAUCUCCCCACCUCCUUUUGCACCUUCACCAACAUUGCCUCCUGCCUUCCAUCAAGAGGAAUUUUUGGAUGAAGAUUUAAAGAUAGCUGGAAAAUACAAAGGAAAUGAUUAUAGCCAAUACUCUCCCUGGUCAUGUGACACCAUUGGCUCCUACAUUGGGACCAAAGAUGCAAAACCCAAAGAUGUUGUGGCAGCAGGGAGUGUGGAAAUGAUGAAUGUAGACAGUAAAGGUAUGAGAGAUCAGCGAUUGGAUCUUCAGAGAAGAGCAGCAGAAGCCAGUGAUGAUGACCUCAUUCCAUUUGGAGAUCGACCAACAGUAUCUCGGUUUGGUGCCAUCUCUAGAACUUCCAAAACGAUCUAUCAGGGUGCCGGCCCAAUGCAGGCGAUGGCACCUCAGGGAGCUCCCACAAAGUCUAUGAACAUUUCAGAUUAUAGUCCCUAUGGAACCCAUGUUGGCUGGGGAGGGUCCCCAUAUUCACCUCAUCAAAACAUGCCUUCUCAGGGACACUUCAGUGAGAGGGAGAGAAUAUCCAUGUCAGAAGUGACCAGUCAUGGAAAGCCCCUUCCAUCUGCUGAGAGGGAACAGCUACGACUAGAAUUACAGCAACUGAACCAUCAGAUUAACCAGCAAACCCAGCUACGUGGACUAGAGACUGUUAGUAACAGACUGGUGUUGCAGAGGGAGGUGAACACCCUGGCAGGUCAACCACAACCUGCACCACCUCCAAAAUGGCCUGGAAUGAUCUCAAGUGAGCAGUUGAGCUUGGAACUACACCAGGUGGAAAGGGAAAUUGGAAAGAGAACGCGGGAACUGAGUAUGGAGAACCAGUGUUCUCUGGAUAUGAAAAGCAAAUUGAAUACCAUUAAACACGCAGAAAAUGGACAACCAGAACCGCAAAACAAGGUUCCGGCUGAGGACCUUACAUUGACAUUCGGCGAUGUACCGAAUGGAUCAACCCUGACACAAGAGAAUAUCACCCUCCUAUCAAACAAGACCAGCUCUCUGAACCUAUCAGAGGAUCCUGAGGGAGGAGGGGAUAACAAUGACUCCCAGAGAUCUGGAGUUACACCCAGUUCUGCUCCCUAAAAUAUGAGGAGUUCCUAUUCUUAACCUUUUUGCUCCUAAUCAAUUUGUGGGGCUCCAGGGUAGGAGAAUGGAUCAUGUGUUGUAGGCCUUUUCUCUAAGAGUGGUCAGAGAAAUCCAGGAAAAGCACCAGAGGCGAUGUGCACAACACCACUACUAAAAAUAAGCCCUGCACAUAGUUAACAUUAAUGCAUUUUUUUAAUUUUAAGAAAAAGAAAAUUAGCAGUAUCUGCAAGCAAUUCAGAUUAAAUUUGUUUUUGUUCUGUGAAUGAACUUUAUUUUAAUAACUUUGGACGCCUUGGAUCCAGGGCUUAAAAAAAAGAAGAUAUUAUAUAUACACUCUGUUUGAUUAAUUGUAUGAUCUUAAUAAAGUAGGUUUUCUUGUAUUUGGUAUUAUUACAUACCCAGUGUAUAAUUCCUUAGUCCUUUCCAGUUCUCACCACCCCAUAACCUACAGCAGGCAAAAAGCACUGGCCUUUCUGAGAAUUCUGUGGUACUUGAGAAUCAAAGUGACAGCCUGUACAUAGGCUGAGUCGUUAGAAAAUGUGCAGCAAACUAACUUUACCCAUAGUCCUUUUCUACCACCACCUCCUCCCUCCCUUUCUGGGUUUUUUAGCUCCACGAAUAGUUACACUUUUCUUACGGUGUGCGACUUUGUAGGAUGGUUGAUUGUUAUGAAGGUUUACUUGUUUUUGUAGAGAUGAUUAUCAAACGGUUCAUGUCCCCUUUCUCAUGUCACACAUGACUUUUAAUUCUCAUACUGUAAUCAGAAAGCUAAUUCUACAUUGAUAUUGUUUGAUUAGCUUGAUGUAGAGUACCUUAAGGAUGAGCACUAUUACCAUCACUGAAAAUACAUGUUAGGUUUAUUGCCUACAUUGACUCAUCGUCGGAAAUUUGGAGCUGUCUCAAAUUUGAACUUUUACUAAAAUCAUAGAAUGUUUUAAAAGCCACAUCAGCCAUGUUUUAAAACUGCAAUAUUUGAUUUGAGCAUUAAAUGAAAAGAACCACAUUCUGCCAAUAGAUGUAUUGUUUUACCCACAAAAUCUAAAAGUUUAAAAUAAAUUCCCUAAAUACUGGAGCCCUGCCUUUCAAAAAGAUUUGUCAAAUCUGAGCUGCCAUGGUCUUAAGACUAAUUUGUGAUAAGGCUAAUUUAUAGAUUGAUCAAUUGCUGGUCAGGAUUACUAGAACAAGUAGGUAGUAAAUACCUAGGUUGGUUUUUAUGUACCUGACUUUACAGUAGUGAGAACAUUUCUUUGUUAAAUGUUGAAAAGAGUAAGGAAGGCAUUUUUUUAUUAUCUGGUUCUGCUGCACAUAUUCUAAUGCCACGUGUAUAUACUGAACUCUUAAGAAUCUAGAAAAGAUUAUAGUCACCUUCCUAUCCCUUUAUUUGCCUGAUCACCACCACCCCCUCCCUUUUCUGGAUUAUACUACUAAAUCAGAAAGCACUGGUUAUGUAAUAAGUUACUGCAUUGCUUUGGUUGGGUAAAAGCAAGAGUUUAUAUUUUUCUUGUUUCCUUUUUUCUUAACCCUUAAUUCCUGCUGAGGUCAUAACCACCUCAGUCUAAACCCUGUGUCCAUCAUAUUGCUAACUGAGACAAAGGGGGGGGAGGGGGGGCAAUACAGUCCUACCAUUGCCUACCAGUAGGAGAGUCCAAACAGAACACUCUUUUGAGUAGUGAGUAUUUAAUUUGCCCAGUCAAGGCACCGUGUUAUAUAUACUAUUUCACAUUGAAUUUGAUUAUGCCCUACAGACCUGGCUGGUCAAGGAUUUGAUAUACACAUAUUGGCUUGGGAUUCGAGCUUUCUUUUUUAUUUAAAUAAAAAUUUAUAUAUAUUAUAUAUAUACAAAUAUACAUAGCUAUAUCUGUAUAUAUAUUGGGUAUGUUUUAAGGAUUUUUUCGCAUGAGCGCAGCUGUUGCGAUAAAAUGUCUGAUUGGGAGGUAGAUGCAAUGAAUGAAGAUGAGGCAUUUUUUCAGUUGAUAACUGCUGUUUGUUCAACAGAAACUUACUUUUUUAUUUUGUUUUACUUCUACUCAAAAUCCUCUUACAUUUACUCUUCAUAUUUUUAUUGGGAGAAGGAAAGAAACCUUGUCUGUCUGACAGAGUUCCGGGAUUUUUGUUUGUCUGCAUAAUCAUAAAAGGCAACCAACCUCCCUUGGCCUCCAGUCUCCUGUAGGCAGGUUUGAGCAGAUCUGUUUUUGCCUUUGCUCUGUCUUGUAAAAUAUUCCUAAAGUUUAGAAGCAGUUGGUUCACUUUGGAACUGAUAGAUUUCCUGUUUUAAAAGGGGAAAUUUAUAAGUAUUGAUUUUGUUUAAUAAUAAAGGUAAACUUCUAUUCCGAGUAUCUACUAAAACCCUAACAGCUUAACCUGCUGUUAUUAUUCCCUUCAAAUAUGUUCUUUCUGCAUUCGCCAUUUUGACUUUUUAGACAGGUAGGUGCAGAAAUAAAUUUUUACAGUAUUCCUGUUCUGAACAGAUCCAGAGAAGGCACUGCUUAGGCUUAAAAUAAUCUUGCCACACAAUCCUAGUUGUACCCCUCAAUGUGCCACACUUCCAGAGGCAAGCUGUUGAGGUAAAAAGCUGGAAAAAUAGUAUAUUGUUCCAUUGUACCUGUAACUUAUUUUAAAUAGAUUAUUCUGCCCUACCUGAUGUAAAUUUUUCUAGCUUUCAUAGUGCUCACUAACAGAUGUCAGAACUCAAUCAAAGCCACAAAGUGUGUGGGAUUCUCUGUUCUUUUCCUCUUCUCUGUGAUCUGUGCUGUGAUGUGAUGGACCUAAAAGGAGUAAUGGCCAAUUCGAGCAUAGUUGCUUUUUUGUCAAAAUCUGUGAAAGGAAUUGCUUUUCUAUCCUUCUUAUUUUAUUCCUAUAGAAAUAGUUAAGAUUUAGAUAGGAAAUCUACGUUUUAUGCCUUCCGUUUGUUGAAAUGCUCAUUUCUUCUGAAUAUGACUUUGUUUUUCAUUCAAAAGGAAUACUUUCAUGGACAUCUCAGAUGAACAUAAGCAACUCAGAGAGGGUUGCGUUAGGAAUAAUAAAGCAUUGUGUUCACUCUUUAGGUAACAAAAUCAGAAUUUUAUUACACCAAGGAAUAUAAAAGUACUUCAACUUAUAUUUUCAAGUGGUCGCUGGGUGGAAGAACUGAGAGUAGCACACCGAAGUUCAACUUCUGUUUUAUAUGAAGUUCCUCUUGUUUUAAAUAAUGUCACAGAGAGUUAACAACAGCUGCCCUGUGUUUUGGUAAUUUCAGAGCUUUCUGAUUAGAAGACAGCUGGUCAUAGGCUAGGUUUCAGGUAACACUGUUCAAACGCAAAGACACUAUCCCGAAUUCUAGCUACAAAUAGUCAACGUACUCAAAAUGCAUAAAAAUUAUUUGUCAUAGAAUUAAUGUGGGUGAUUCCCUUCUCCCAUCUUAUCCCUCCAUUUUCCUAUUCUUUCCCACUUAUUUUUCCCUAGAAGACAAAAAAAGCUUUGAUUCUUAUUUGCUACUUUGAGUAUGUAACUCCAUUAGACUUUUAUUGGGUCUUAGAGUUCAAGCUCAACAUUUUAGCUCCUGAAUCUUCUUAUGAAUAAAUUUUUGUAGGGUUUUUUUUUUUUUUUUGCUGACCCUUUCCAUUCCUGCCAGUUCCCUUUGACUUUACCCACUGCCCUUCCCAAUCUGCAACAGUGACAGUUUGCUGCCUCAAAACAGAGCAUUCAAAUGAAUUCGCUUAGCCAAUAACUUCUGUGAAGUUGCCUUUUCUAAUGGUGUUAUUACUCAGUGAUGCACAAAUGUGGUAUUUGCCCUACUGGUAGGCAAACAAAGGUCUGGUUAAGAAUGAUAAACCUGCUGUUUUCUCUAAAGGAGAGCCAAAGACUUGUGCUUUACUCUGUUUUGGUUUGGGGGGAAGUAGUAGCCAUUGUGAUUGUGAAGCCUUUUUAGUAUUUGUGAGUUGAUUGUACUGUGCAAAACCAUUUAUGUACAGUUAAUUGUUAAUGUUAGCUAGCCAUAUAAAAUGUACAAGUAAUGAAAAGUCAUUGAUUUCUCUAAACCAAUGAAUAUCAUAUUUUACAGUAUUGUAUGUAAGCAGCCCACCCUGCCCUUUCCUUUUUUUUAAUUUUUGAGAUUACUUUGUUAUGAUUGCAUGUUCUAUGUUUUUUAAGCUUGUGCCUAAAUGACAAUCUUUCACUAUAGUCAAGUCAAGGAACUGAGUAAAAUUUUUUGAGCAUGGGACUAGUGAGAAAUAAUUAACUGUUAAUACAUGUUCAGAUUUAGUGAAAAGUCUAUUUUUCCACCCCACUAGAAAGUAUUCAAUUACUAUCACUUUUAGUAUUCAAUUACUAUACUUUAUAUCCAAUAAGUAAAGUAACUUUUUUGUUCAUUUUAAAGAGUUUCGUAAAGAUUUAAUUAUAAAAUCUUUCUUUAAGGAGCACCUUUAGUUACUGAUAUUUUUAUUAAAAGCAACCACCCAGUUAUAUGUUCAAAUGUAUUUUAAUAGCCUUACUGAAAAUUAACUCCAAUGUUUGCUUAGAUUUGUAUGCUCUAAAAGAGUCCAGUGGUGGGUUUUUUUAGUUGGUGAUAUGUCCUACACCAUUACAAGAUGACUUCUCUUCUUCAAAAAUUUACCUGUCUUUUGAAAUAGAAACCAGGCAGAAGUAUUUAAAUUUAAGAAAGUUGUGCUUUCAACGUUUAGAGAUUGAAUAAACAUUUCUAUCUGAAUGCCCAUUUUGCUGGUCUACAUUCAUACUGCUCUACCUUGGACAGCUAUAGUCUCUAUAUCCUCGUUGUUGCUUUGGUUCAAUUUUAUGAAUUUUCCUGCUGAAAUGGCUUAUUGGUGAAGGUGAAUUGCCAUUUAUAUAUAUGUUUUUAAAUCUCAAGUCAGCUUUUCUGAACUAAUUGAAAAACAAAUAGAGGCAUUUUUUGUUAAAACAGUACUGUGUCAUAAAUAACAACUUGGACUUUAGGACUCCAGUUCUGCAGUUGCUAUAGAUAUUUUCCCAAAUAAUAGGCUCAAGUUGAUAGAGCUAGCUGUAAUAGUCAUUAAAACCAGGAAACUUCUGCCACCAGGACUAAAGUAAGAACUUGGAAUAAACAUGUUUCCAAUAAGGUGGGUUUUGGAAACUGCACUGAAACAAAUGGGUAAAGAGACCUUUGAAAUCCUAUUGUGAUAAAGGGACUUAACUCACCACUGGAAUCCUUGUUUUUAGAGAGCCUUCAGCCAAAUAACGGAAUUUCCUCUAAGCCGUAUUCCUGGACAAAACAUUCCUAGAGUAAUAAUAACCUUUGUUUACUGCAAAAAAUAAGGCACAGUAACCCAAAGAUGGAGUAGAAAAUACUAAAAAUCGUGUGUUCAGAAAUAAUGUAUUUUGUAAAAUAAGAUCCUGUGGAAUUUAAUAUCUUACCAUACAUUAUACAAGAUGAGGGAACUUAUUGGACCUGAGGGCUUGCUUUUGGUUAGUUCUUGUUCCUUGGUUUUUGUUUUAAACUUCAAGUAUACAGAGCUCACAAGUCUUUGGCAUCCAUUCUGAGUUGUAUGCUUAGAGUCAUCUGAUAACUGGAAACUGUCAGGUGCCCCGUCCCCACCCCCAAUGGUGCAUGAAAGGGUCAAGAAAGGAUGAAAACAAACUUAGGUGGAUAAUUGGUUCCCUGUUUUGUUUUAAUCACCCCAUUGAUUGGCUGCCAUUCUCAAAAUAUGUACCUGAAUCAUCCCGUGAAGUUUCCUCUGACUUGAAGGCAUUUUAAGCUUUUGCUCAAUGUUUUUGUGCCUCCUGCGCAACUAAGAUAGCGUCUUGAGAAAGCUACUCUUCCCCGGUGUUCUGUUGCCUAAAUUUUCAUACUUAUUUCCUUUCAACUUUCCUCUCUUCUCACCAUAGGAGAAUGAAAGGAACUUGGGCGAAUCAUUUCCCCUUGUUUAUUCAUUGGCCCAUGGGCCUCGUUAUCUUACUUUCGAAUGAAUUUUUGGAAUGAGCAGUGGAAAGGCGAAUUAAGAUAAUGAACAUUUUCCAGUUGUGAGAUUCCUCUUUGUGUUUAUGGUCUCUUGUCCUUGUCGGCUUUGCUCCCCCGGCUCUUGACUAUGGUCAGUUUGGUCUUUAGGCUCAUACCAGUCUCCCCGAGACAUGCUGCAGUCAUUAUCACCUUUUUGGGUGGAUUUUGUUUUAUUUCAUUUUUUUAAAAAAAAUAGUAACUUUUUUAACAUUGAUGCAUAUUUGCUUGGGAUAGAGCUUAUGUAAUUUACCAAUCGUAUUGAUUGUAUGUGAUUGUGCCCUGCAGAGGUAUAUUUAACAAGAUAAAAAUAAUGACCUAGGUUAAUAAAGGAGCCCAUGAGAUUUGAGUCAGGUUAUAAGUGAUUGGCUUAAUGAGAUCACUUAACAGUGUUGGAGAGUGAGAAUUUGUAUCUUCCAUUAUAGAUCAGUGGUAGACAAAGUACCAUUUUAAAAAUGUUUUCCUUGCACUCUUGUUUUGAUUUUCCUUGUCUCAGCUUCCUCUUCCUUCUUGCCUGCCUGCACCCACUUGUUCAGAAAUGAAAAUAUUGAGCCUUAAAGCUGAUCACUGCUGGAUUUUGAAAUUUUGCCUUUUUCCUAUUACUUCCAGCUUACAACAAUCAAAAGGUAAAGACAACUAGCUAGUAUGUUGGGAUUUCACAAGCUGUGAAUUACUUAGUCUCAGCAAACUGAAGCCUUGUUUGAAGACGUCUCCUGGAUGUUCUUUUGGGAUAGGAAAACAACCCCUGUUGAAGUGGACCGUUUUCCUCUCUCAACCAACCUUUAACCAGCCUUUGAAACAAGCGAGGUGGAACAAAUGAAAUAGGAAGAUACUGACGGCAGUGAUGCCUCAGUCUGAAUCAGUACAUGUCCACUGGUUACAGACGUUUCCAAUUUAGUAUUAUUUGUGUGCAUGUUGUUCAUUAUCAAAGAUGCCACAUAUUGUUUUAAAAGGCUAUUUUCUUUCUUCAUUAUCUUGGAAACUGACUCGGCCUCAUGUUGCUCCUACAUAGUGUUUAAGGCUCUUAUGAGUUGCAGAUAAAAGGACAUAUUUUAACAAGUAGAAGGGAGGUGAUUCACCUUUGGUUUGUAAAUAUAUGAAAGUGUCUACAAGGUCUUUAUCUGCUAUCUGUCAGCAUUUAUAUUAAAUGAUAAAUUAAUGAGAA